Messenger RNA from Ziziphus jujuba (common jujube), 2519 nucleotides. RefSeq names its product beta-amyrin synthase. The record is from RefSeq and is a predicted model, not a curated record. Gene Ontology annotation, cellular component: lipid droplet. The transcript has 10 exons. Bases 151 to 1635 code for a protein of 494 amino acids. Gene Ontology annotation, molecular function: beta-amyrin synthase activity. NCBI's taxonomy places the organism in Eukaryota, Viridiplantae, Streptophyta, Magnoliopsida, Rosales, Rhamnaceae. Gene Ontology annotation, biological process: triterpenoid biosynthetic process.
AGAGAGAUAGAGCGAGAGAGAGCAAAAGAGAGUACGAAGUUGGUUUCUUAUAAGUUUGUUACACUUCGUUGCUUGAUUGAAUAUUAUAUAUUGAAGAUUGAUUGUUGACAUACUUAUAUUAAAUAUAAUAUAAUAAUAUUAAAUAUCAAAAUGUGGAGGCUUAAGGUAGCAGAGGGAGGCAAUAAUAAUAAUAAUAAUAUGAACGUAAAGGAGAAAAAGGCAUACAUAUACAGCACAAAUGAAUUCGUGGGGAGGCAGAUAUGGGAGUUUGAUGCAGAAGCAGGAAGCCAGGAAGAGAGAGCAGAGGUUGAAGCAGCCCGUUCCACAUUUUACAACAACCGUUUUCAUCUCAAGCCAUGCAGCGACCUCCUUUGGCGGAUGCAGUUCUUGAGAGAAAAAAGAUUCCAACAGACAAUUCCCCAAGUGAAGGUUGAGGAUGGUGAAGUAAUCGCAUGCGAAAAGGCUACAACUUCACUGAGGAGGGCUGUCCAUUUCUUUUCAGCCUUGCAAGCCGCUGAUGGUCAUUGGCCUGCUGAAAAUCCUGGCCCACUGUUUUUCCUUCCUCCUUUGAAUGAAGAUGGUGGGUGGGGAUUGCAUAUCGAGGGCCAUAGCAUCAUGUUCUGUACAGCUCUUAACUAUAUUUGUAUGCGAAUACUUGGACAAGGACCUGACGGUGGACAAGACAAUGCUUGUGCAAGAGCAAGACAAUGGAUUCUUGACCAUGGCGGUGUAACGUAUAUUCCUUCCUGGGGGAAGACUUGGCUUUCGAUACUUGGUUUGUUUGAUUGGGCUGGAUGUAACCCGAUGCCUCCUGAAUUUUGGAUUCUUCCAUCAUUUCUUCCCGUGCAUCCAGCUAAAAUGUGGUGCUAUUGCCGGAUGGUUUAUAUGCCCAUGUCAUAUUUAUAUGGCAAAAGGUUUGUCUGUCAAAUCACACCUCUUAUACUGCAAUUGAGGGAAGAGCUUCAUGCUCAACCUUUCAAGGAAAUUAAUUGGAGGAAAGUGCGUCAGCUGUGUGCUAAGGAGGAUCUAUAUUAUCCCCAUCCUUUGAUACAAAAUCUACUCUGGGAUAGUCUAUAUAUCUGUAUUGAGCCCCUUCUUACACAUUGGCCCUUUAACAAAUUGGUUAGAGAGAGGGCUCUUCAAGUUACAAUGCAUCAUAUUCACUAUGAAGAUGAGAAUAGUCGGUACAUUACAAUUGGAUGUGUAGAAAAGGUGUUAUGCAUGCUUGCUUGUUGGGUAGAAGAUCCAAAUGGUGACUAUUUCAAAAAGCACCUGGCUAGGAUACCUGAUUAUAUGUGGGUUGCUGAAGAUGGAAUGAAAAUGCAGAGUUUUGGUAGUCAAGCGUGGGAUGCUUGUUUUGCCAUACAAGCUUUGCUUGCAAGUAAUCUCAUUGACGAAAUUCCAUUGACACUUGCUAGAGGGCAUGACUUUUUAAAGAAAUCUCAGGCCAAAGAAAAUCCUUCUGGUGAUUUUAAAAGCAUGUGCCGUCACAUUUCUAAAGGAUCAUGGACAUUUUCUGAUCAAGAUCACGGAUGGCAAGUUUCUGACUGCACUGCAGAGGGCUUGAAGUGUUGCUUGUUGUUCUCAUUGAUGCCACCCGAGAUUGUUGGUGAGCAUAUGGAGGCAGAGAGGUGAUGCGAAUCCACCCGAGACAGCUCGACCAACAACCCGCUGGGGUGCUGACCCAUUACAAAUGAAGGUGGGGCCGAUCACUAGGGCCCAAGCCAAGAAGUUCAAGGACAAUCUUGCUGUCUUCAUACAAGGAAUAAGUCAUAGUCAAGAGGGGUUGGCCAUAUCUAAAGAACAAAGGCCUGUUUUACUCAUACAAGCAAUAGAAGCCAAAACGGGGUCGGGUGACGUUUUUGGUAACAAUAAAGAGGCCGGGUUGUAUGAAUUGGAACCCCAUCUUUAUGGGUUUAAUUUAUAUGGAGGAUGAGUCAUAGAAACCAGCCAAAGCAGCUUCAAAGCCGACCAAUAAGGAGGUUUGCGCACAAGGAGAAGAAAAGACCGGAUUUGCUGUAUUCUUCGCGGGCUUUACUGUAUUAGCCUUUUCUCUUACUUCCAAGCAAGGGCAACGUGAGGAACUUCACAAUAAGCUUAUUUGGCAUCCUAAAAAGCAUAUUGAAGCUGAUUUGGAGCUCACUUGAGUCAAAGAAUUGGUCAAAGUCAAUGUAGUCAAAAAGCUAGUAUUUUAGUUUUCUAAUUUUAUUCUACUUUUUGUUUUAGGAAACUACCAUUAUUUUUAGUUUCUAUUUAUUUAUUUUCUGGACAAAUAAGAUUAGGAAAGUUAUUAUUUUAUUAUUUUCUUUGUAAAUUAAUUAAUUCCUAAUUCAAAAUAAAGGAAUUAAUUAAUCCAAAUUAGAUUAGGAAAAGGAAAGUUUCGGCCAAGGUAGAAUUCUUCAUUGAGUGGCCGGUUUUUCCUAGGGUUUUUAGGGUUUAUUUUGUUUCUUUCAAAGCCUAUUUAAAGGCUUAUUCUUCAUUAAUAAUAUAACUUUAAAACUUUGAUUUGAUUAAGAAAA